This is a messenger RNA of Megalobrama amblycephala (Wuchang bream), 1984 nucleotides long. Its product is annotated as E3 ubiquitin-protein ligase TRIM39-like. NCBI's taxonomy places the organism in Eukaryota, Metazoa, Chordata, Actinopteri, Cypriniformes, Xenocyprididae. The transcript is spliced from 7 exons. Gene Ontology annotation, molecular function: zinc ion binding. The record is from RefSeq and is a predicted model, not a curated record. The coding region runs from base 892 to 1656 and encodes 254 amino acids.
GCUCCGUACAUUUUUCUGUCUUCAGGACCAUUUAAUCAGAGGUGUAAAAAGUACUCAAAAAUGUUACUCAAGUGAAAGUACAAGUACUAAGUGAAAUUUUACUUAAUGGAACUCACAACAAUAAUAAUAAAAUUAAAUAAUAUUUAUUAAUGUAAAAAGUGCAACUCGCACCAAUAAAAAAAAAAAAAAAUCAAAAUCAAAAAUGUACUGUCCCCGUUUUUUAAUUAAUAGAUAACAAAUGAGAUUUUGGUGGUAUUUUGACCACUCAAAUUGGAAAUGUCCCCGGUUUCCAUUUCAGAAAUCUGGUCACCUUAAUAUUGAAAACGUGAAUGCCUGAAAAUAUCCUGACACUGGUUGUUUAUCACAUUAUUUAUUAAUGUUUUGGUAUAUUGAACAACACGUCAUGCUUCCAUAUGGAUUGAAUUUAGACAUAUAGGUAAAUUAAUACAGAAAAAAUUCACUUAAUACAGAACAAAUUAGGCUGAUCACUUGUGUCGAAGCGGUCCUCCGCUGGGGGUAGUACAGUCUAUAGGACAAAACCUUUGGAGAAAGUGAAACUAUUAGUCAAACAAACGAGGACAUUUUGUCGCUUAGAUUUUUUCAGAGGGCUAAAGUUUUAUUCGGACAUAUAACGUUACUCGGAGUGGGCAGUUAUCUGAAGAGCUUCAGUGUGCCAUCUGUCUGGAUGUAUACAAUGAUCCUGUCACCACUCCAUGUGGGCACAACUUCUGUAAGACCUGCCUUGAAAAGUGCUGGGAAAACAUUCAGGUCUGCAACUGCCCAUAUUGUAAAGAAACAUUCAACAAAUGUCCUGAUCUAAAGUGCAACACAGCUCUUAGGGAGAUUGUGCAACUCUUUGAGAAAAACACAGGUUACAAGAGAGAACCGAUAAUGACAGAUUAUUCACAGCCUUUACAAACAGAAGACCAAGAAGAGACUCUGUACAAACCUUCAAUAAAGGCUUUCUCAAGCAGUCAGUGCUUAAUUUGUCUGGAGCUGUCCACUGAUUCCCUGACGACCCCAUGUGGACACAACUUCUGUAAGGCCUGUCUAAAGGAAUGCUGGGAAAGCAGUCAUGAUAACAGAUGUCCACACUGUAAAGAAAAUGUCAGCAAGAGAGAAGAUCUUAGAGAUCUUGAGCAGCUAUGUUCUCAAUCUGAAAUCCUGAUGUGUCAGAGCUCUUACUGUGAGCCUAAAGUGGAGCUUACAAAUAUAAAGCAGGUCAUGAUGAUUGACCUUAUGGAGAAUAUCAAUCCUAAAAUAUUCCAGAAUCAUGACAGACCUCUGGAGUUGUUCUGUCAAGAUGAUUAUAGAAUUGUGUGUCUGUCCUGUGCUGAGGAAGACCACAAGACUCACAACACUGUUCCUGUUGAAGAGGAGAGUGAAAAGAACAAGGCCCAGCAGGUGAUAAUGCACAAGCUUGUGCAGCAGAUGAUCCAGGACACAAUGAAGAUCCAUUGCUUUAAAAUGAAAAUGAGCAAAAAAAACAAGGAGAAAGAGGAGGCAGACAGCACUGAGCUCUGCACUGAUCUGAAUUACUCCACUGAGAGAUGUCAGAUGACACUUCCUGAGCCUGAGUCAAAGACCAGGAUGAAUUGUUUAUUGCCGCUUUCAUCCUCUUGGAUCUACAAGAUGUGCCCUUCACAAAAAGGAUAAAAGCACUGUAUUGCAAGUUCUUUCAAGCUUGAAGAUAAAUUCAUUAAUCUUUCUAUUCAACCAAUAAUCUCAUCAAUAUAUAAAGAAAAAUAAAAAAAUAUAUCAUUACAUAAGUAUAGUUUAGUUAAUCAUAGUCUGUAACUGUUUAGUAUCAUAAUCGUAAAGAUGAAAACAUUUUUUUCUAUCUUAAUUUCUUGUAUUCAGUUUUAAUAUGCAUAAACUAUUUUGUUAAACAUUUGUAGGUUAUCUGAAAGCACUAGCUCUGUGACACUUUCCAUUUAUUGCGGUUUGUUUGUGGAAUAAAAAAUAUAUUGUUAUUAUUAUGGAA